Messenger RNA from Aplysia californica (California sea hare), 2578 nucleotides. Its product is annotated as translation factor Guf1, mitochondrial. Gene Ontology annotation, cellular component: mitochondrion. The transcript has 18 exons. Gene Ontology annotation, molecular function: GTPase activity; GTP binding; mitochondrial ribosome binding. The coding region runs from base 262 to 2274 and encodes 670 amino acids. Gene Ontology annotation, biological process: positive regulation of translation. Lineage: Eukaryota; Metazoa; Mollusca; Gastropoda; Aplysiida; Aplysiidae. The record is from RefSeq and is a predicted model, not a curated record.
GCAACAUUUUCCAUUCCAUAUGUUCGUAAAACAACAUGGCAGCGCCCUUAGGCCUAGCUCUAGCUGAAGCAGUAGUAGUGUAAGUCCCUCUGUACUGUUCUUUGGUCAGGUGAAAUUCAGUGCGAUUGUCCAAGCAAAUAGAUGUACUCAAGUUAAGAACUGUUUGGGACUUCAGUGUUGCAGAGGAAGUUUACAGCGCAAAGUUGCAUCUGAAAGAUGCAGUGACACCUAGUAUUUAAAAAACUUAGCAAGGCGACUCCAAUGAAAAUGCUAUCAUCCCACUUCUGGAGGCGGGUCUUUAUUCAUAGAUGGCAGAGGAGGCUGAAAGACUUUUCUAAGAUCUCAAGGACACUUGAGGACAAAGAGCGUCUUUUACAUCGAAGUAUUUUCUCAGAUCAAAAGUUCUUUUCUCAUACUUCUAAACUGUGGCAACAGCACAAAGGCUUACCUUUUGAUGUAGCUGACUUUCCGGUGGAGAGAAUUCGUAACUUCAGUAUCAUUGCUCAUGUCGACCAUGGAAAGAGUACUCUUGCUGAUAGACUGCUUGAAAUAUCAGGAACCAUUCCUGAAGGCAACAAUAUGCAAGUGCUGGAUCGACUCCAGGUGGAAAGAGAGAGAGGCAUCACAGUAAAGGCUCAGACUGCCAGCCUGGUCGUGAACCACAAAGGACAGGACUUUUUACUCAACUUGAUUGAUACUCCUGGUCAUGUUGACUUCCAUUAUGAAGUUUCAAGAUCACUGGCAGCUUGUCAUGGGGUUAUACUGCUUGUGGAUGCAAACCAGGGAGUUCAAGCACAGACUGUCGCCAACUUUUAUCUGGCAUUUGAAUCCGAGCUGGCUAUUAUACCUGUGCUAAACAAAAUUGAUCUAAAAAAUGCACAACCUGAUAUUGUUGCAAACCAAAUUCACAAUUUGUUUGAUAUUGACAAGGAUGAGAUACUAAAGAUUUCAGCAAAGAGUGGUCUUGGUGUUGCAGAUGUCAUUGAAGCAGUGAUUGAAAGAGUUCCAUGUCCACAGUAUGACAGAAACAAACCGCUUCGAGCAUUUGUGUUUGAUUCGUGGUAUGACAAAUUUAAAGGUGUGGUCGCCCAUGUAGCAAUCUGUGAUGGAGUCGCAAGAAAAGGGGAAAAAAUUACUUGUGCAAGUAGCCAGAAGGUGUAUGAAAUCACAGAAAUUGGACUGAUGUACCCUACACAAGUUCCAUCUGGUGCUUUAUUUGCUGGUCAAGUUGGGUAUGCCAUGAUGAACAUGCGCAACACAAGUGAAGCCCAGAUUGGGGACACGUUUUACCAUGAGAAUCAGCCGGUGGAGCCCAUGCCAGGAUUCAAGGAGGCCACCCCUAUGGUGUUUGCUGGAAUGUUCCCAACAGACCAGUCCGAGUUCCCUCAGAUGCGAAGUGCUAUAGAAAAACUGACAUUGAAUGACCGCAGUGUUCAAAUCAAGGUGGACAACAGUCCAGCAUUAGGUCAAGGAUAUCGCUUGGGCUUUUUGGGACUGCUGCACAUGGAUGUUUUCAAUCAGAGGCUUGAGCAAGAGUUUGAUGCAUCUGUCAUUGUCACAGCUCCAAAUGUAGCUUACCAAAUGACAGUUACUGGUGAGAAGAACAUCAAAUACUACGGAUCAGAGGACAUUACAGUUCUCAAUCCUUGUCUGAUGCCAGAGCCCAGCAAUAUAGCAGAGUACAGAGAGCCAAUGGUCAAGGGCACAAUCAUUUCACCAGAUGACUACAUCAACCAGAUUACAGGUUUAUGCCUUGAUAGAAGAGGGCGGAUCACAGACCAGUCCUACAUUGAUGACAAGCGGGUAAUGUUUCAAGUGAACUUUCCCCUCGCUGAAAUCCUUGUGGACUUUUUUGAUGAGCUCAAAUCUAUAUCAUCUGGCUAUGCAAGCUUUGACUAUGAAGACGCUGGGUAUGAAAUUUCUGAUCUUGUAAAGCUGGAAUUCUACUUGAACGGCAAAGAUGUCGAAGAGUUGACCUUGAUCUGUCAUGUGUCACGUGCCCGUGACCUUGCCCGCCAGGUGUGUCUAAAGCUCAAGGACACCAUACCACGUCAACAGUUUGCUAUAUCUGUGCAAGGCAAAGUCAAUGCUAAAGUUCUUGCACGUGAAGACAUCAAGGCUUAUCGCAAGGAUGUCACGGCCAAGUGUUAUGGCGGUGACAUUUCAAGAAAAAGGAAACUGCUGAAGCAGCAGGCGGAAGGAAAGAAACGUUUGCGUAAAAUUGGAAAUAUAGACGUGCCAAAAGACACCUUCAUUCAGAUUUUGAAAAAAUAGCACUGUCUGUGAUAAUUGUGAAUGUAAUGAAGUUGGCUAUGCCUUUUACAAAAUAUUCCUUGGUACUGAAAGAGUGUUAGUGUCAUGUGAGCAUGAUGAUGAUGAUAUUUGUUGUAUAUUUGCAAAUGAAAGAGCAGUGCUGUACUUCUUACUAAAUUAAUUUGAAAACAGAUUUUAAAUCAGUUUGUUGCUAUGCAUGAAAGUUUUCUAGAGUCACAGUUGUGUGCUUUGUGCAAUGUGAGAAUGGAUCUAUUUAUAGACAUGUUUCCACAAAGUUAAAAUAAAUAAUAAAUCAUUUUAUAAC